AUGUUCUGGCAUAAUUCUGCGCCUGCAAGUUCAAGUACAGCUCACCAGGCCAGUCGGUCAGUUCCGUUCCAGCUUGAUGGGAUCAAAUCCUCUGGCUUUUCUGCAGGCUGUGUCGCAUCCAUCACUACUCCAGAAGAUUUUGUUGAAAGUGACAUCCUACCAUUGACAACUCAGGAACAUACUCCAGCAAGCAACACAACCCAAUUGCCAGGUGAGUCUGAUAUUGCUUCACACACUCCUAAGCAUACUCCGAGUAAAGAACACCAAACACAGUAUCAACCAUCCACACAUUCACCCAAGACUGGCGCGUCAGCUCCAAGCUCAUCUACUGCUGACCCUCCGGUCCUGGUGGCACUCAAUCUAAAAAAGAGUAGGGCGCCCUCAUCGAGUUCGGAUCUUCCUCAGGGUCUAUCGCUCCGCAAGACAUCGCAGGGUAAAGUGGAAGGUGUAGUUACCGUGGAGAGUAUUGAGGAAGGGGUGGAGUUUGGACCUUAUAGAGGAACGUUGCUGGAAGAGGAUGUUGGUGGGAUGAAAGAUACAACUUGGGAGGUCUUUCUUUCAGGUAAAGUGUGUUUCUAUGUUGAUGGAAGCAAGACUUGGAUGUCUCUUGUAAGAUGUGCACUUGACAAGGAGGAACAGAACCUGGAAGCUUAUCAAAUCUAUGGGGAAAUCUUCUAUAGAAGUACAAAGGUCAUUGAACCUGGUGGCGAACUUAAAGUAUUCUACAGUGAGGACUACAUGAAUCAUGUAGGAUUUCCCAGGAGAUUGAGUGAGCUUCAUUUUGAUAAAGAUACUCAGAAGUUUCAUUGCAGCCAGUGUGAACAUCUAUUUGCAUCCCCUAAAGUGAUCCUGAGACAUAUCAAAUGUGAACACACCCAUAGCAAACCUGGAAGUCAAUCUAAUGAAAUGAUUCCUGUGCUCUCAUGGAGAAAGAAAAGGAAAACAAAUAAUUCUACAAAGACAGAGAUUACCACCAAACUGCAUUCCACUACCAAGAGUGAAAGCAACCACAAUGAGCAAGUGUUUACGUGUGAAACAUGUGGGAAGGUUUUUCCUACCCAAGGUAGACUUAUGGCCCAUAAAUUGUUUCAUGAGUACAACCAAGAACAUGCAUGCCCUGUUUGUGGCAAAGGACAGGGAAAUACACAGGCCUUGGCAAGACAUUUGACGACUCAUGAGCCCAAAUUAUACAAAUGUAAGAAAUGCGCCCGACAGUUCAAAGCAGAAACUUCACUCGAUAAGCAUAUGAGAGAGGUCCAUGGUUUUAGAUGUCAGUUUUGCUUUGAGUUGUUCACGAGAAAGAGUAAAUGUUUGCAACACGAGCAGACACACCAAGCUUUCAGAUCAGGGCAACCUGAAUCAAAUGGGACAUCACCAGAUGAGACAGAACCAGCACAAGCAACAACCCAAGAAGCAAAGGACAUGCUCGGUAAAACAACCACCUAUUACCAGAAGAAACGCCCAUACAAGUGCCGCUUCUGUCCGAAGAGAUAUACCUCCUGUUUCAGCGCCAGGGACCAUGAAAAGGAGAACCACACUAAUGAAGGAUCGUACAAGUGUGUACAUUGUCCUAAGGUUUUUACCAGCGAGCAUCGACUGAAGAACCACCUGAUUAGCCAUGAGCAAAAGGGAUUCUAUCAAUGCACGCUAUGUCCAAGAAGCUUUGGCUCAGAGAAAGCUCUUAACAACCACCAAGGUGAACACACAGGACUAAAGCCGUUCAAGUGUGAGAUCUGCGGCCGUGGAUUCCGAGUGAAAAGUCACUUCCAUGCGCACAAGCGACGCAUGCAUCAGGAACGGCCUCUACGAUUCUUCUGCUCGGUCUGCAACAAAGGGUUUGCCGAUAAAGGGAACCUCGUCAAACAUGAACGAAGGCACAAGGGCAUUAGGCCAUUUGUGUGCCUGGAAUGCGGGAAAGGUUUCACGGCAAGGACUUCACUAGACACACACGUGCAAAUAAUUCAUACCAAAGAGAAGAGGUUCUGUUGUGAAGUUUGUGGCAAGAAAUUCUCUCUCAAUAAUCACUAUACCCAUCACAUGAUCAAGCAUAAAAUGCAGGGGGAUGCAGAUGCGUAACAUUGAUUAAUAUUUCUGAAAGGCAUUGUCCUGCUUAUAAAACGGGUAUUUUUUGCAAGCUCUCCUGAUUCCAAAAUGAGUGAACAAUAUCUUCCAUAUUUUGAUUUCCAUAGACUUCUGUAGUAAACUUAGAGGAUGACAUUGCAAUAUUCUUUUGAGUUCAAAAGUAGUGCAUAAUGUAACAAUAUUUUUUCAGCAUUGUUGAGUUUUUAAAAAUGAUUCUUGGAGGUGUUUGACACCUUAGUGACUUUGAUUCAUACUUCAGUUCUAAGUUUUGUAUGGUAUUAAUUAUCAGGCUUCGAAAAUAGGCUUUCUUGUGCCUCUGACUGGCCUCAUCCUGAUGUCAUGUUGCGUUAGGAGCAUUGUGAUUCCAUAGUUUUGUACACAGAAAACCAGAGAGAUUUUCCUGCUUUUAAGAUUACACAUUUUAUUUUCUUUACUUCUAUCAGACAGAGCUAUCAUAAGUAUCUUUACCUGGAAGCUUGAAUGGAUGAAAUCUACUGCUUUGGACAAGAAACUUUUCGCCAUAUUUUAUUUCCUGUUUAAUUAUUUGGCACAGCUUUAAAAUUCAAUCUGCAUUCAGAUUAUGUGAACAACUUUUCCUGACAUAGCAAUUGGGGUCAAAUAAGUGCCAAACAAAUAAAUUAUCACAAAAAACCUGGUGAGGAAUUGUAGGAUUCCAUCCAUUUGACCAUUCAGUAAAUUGCCAGUGAUGUUUUCUGCAAAUUAAAAAAAAAUCAGUUCAGUUCAGUUUGGUUUACUUUCAUCUCACAAAAAUAUAAUACAAUAUUGAUCUUCCAACACGAAAGAACAGAACAUUAAUGAUAAAUAGUACAUGCAAUAAUUCCAUAUUAUAAAACAAUUGUAAUAUUUGAAAAAAAUCCAGAUUGGAGACAGUUCUAUAUCAAGAUUAGAUACUAUGAAAGAGCAGAGCUUGUCAUUUAAAGUUUCCCUAUGAAUGAUAAAUAUUGUCAAUUUCUUUUAAUAUUAAUGCUAUACAGUAUCGAAAUUGAAUUCAUAAUCUGAAAAGCAGAAAAAAUCACUCAGUUUUUCUGUGUGCAAACAUGGAAUCACAACACUUCUAUCACAACAUUACGUCACGGUUAUGAGGAGGAUGAAAAGUGCAAGAAAGCCAUUUGUCAAACCCUGAAUUCAGGGUUUUUUUUUAAUUCAUUCAAGCAAAAUACUUGACUGUCAAGUGGUGAAUAUGCAUAAGAAUUACAUUGUUGUACUAUUUAGC
This is a messenger RNA of Lytechinus variegatus (green sea urchin), 3316 nucleotides long. RefSeq names its product histone-lysine N-methyltransferase PRDM9-like. The coding region runs from base 1 to 2076 and encodes 691 amino acids. Gene Ontology annotation, molecular function: protein binding. The record is from RefSeq and is a predicted model, not a curated record. Gene Ontology annotation, cellular component: nucleus. The transcript is spliced from 5 exons. NCBI's taxonomy places the organism in Eukaryota, Metazoa, Echinodermata, Echinoidea, Temnopleuroida, Toxopneustidae.